AUGCCCUCUUUUGUUUGGGCUAUUUUUACGCGAUUGGAGUGAACGCCCCGGGACCAAUGUAGUGUGUUCCUGAUAGGGAAAGAGCAUCUACGGAAGAGCGGAACUAUGGGGUCCACUCAGCAGUUCUCACUGAAAUGGAACAAAUACCAGCGAAAUUGGGACAAUUACUUAACGAAGCUAUUAAGUAGUCACUUGUUCAGCGAUGUAAUGGUUGCUUGUGACGGUCAAGUAUUUCAACUACAUCGAAUAGUGCUUGCAUCAUGCAGCUCCUACUUUGAGAAGACUCUGCAGAACAUCCCGGCCAAGGAGACGCCGAUCGUCAUGCUGAGCGAGAUCACCGAGCUGGAGAUGCGCACCCUGAUCGAGUUCAUGUACUGCGGCGAGGCCACCAUUGACCAAGCGCAGCUGGAGGCCCUGCUGAAGGCGGCUGAACGGCUCCAGAUCAAAGGUCUGGUGAAGUCGGACGGCGACGAGGACUCCGAGGACGGCGAGGACAAGGAAGACGAGCCGCCGGAGGAGGAGGAGGCCGGCCGCAGCUCGCCGCGUCCGGCCGAGCGCGAGCCGCGGUCCGAGCCGCGCCCCACCGUCAUCGCCACGCCGCCGCCGCCGCUGCAGCCGCUGCAGCCGCUGCAGCAGGCUCUGCCGACGCUGCCGGCGCUGCCGACGCUGCCGACGAUGCCGACCCUGCCAGGCUCCGGCACGGCGGCGUUGCUGGCCGAGUUCGGCCGGGAGGCAUCACCGGAGCGUCAUGACGCGUCGCCGCGUGCCUCCCUGGCGCCGCCUCAUGUCUCGAUGGCGUCGCCACACGUCUCGAUGGCGUCGCCACACGCCUCGCUGGCGCCGCCACACGCCUCGCUGGCGCCGCCCACACGUCUCGAUGGCGCCGCCACACGUGUCACUGGCAUCGCCACACGCCUCGCUGGCGUCGCCACACCCCUCGCUGGCGUCGCCACAUGGCGCGCUGGCGCCGCCGCGCGACGCGCCCGAGGUCCUGUCGGGCGCUUGGCCGGCCGCCGCCGCCUCUGCUGCCCUACCAGAACGGCCACUUCUUCCUGCCUGGCAUCGCCGACCCGCCCGGCUUCGGCACGUCGAAGCGCAACACGCCCGACUCGCCGCACGUGCUGGCGGCGCUGCAGCAGAUUUCGGCCGGCCUGAUUACCGUGGCGGAGGCGUCCAUCCAGUACGACAUCCCCAUUCCGACGCUGUACGUCAACAUGCGGCGCCAGGGUGUCAAGGCGCGCGGACGCGUCGGCAU
Molecule: messenger RNA, 1255 nt
Organism: Pollicipes pollicipes
Lineage: Eukaryota; Metazoa; Arthropoda; Thecostraca; Pollicipedomorpha; Pollicipedidae
Product: protein bric-a-brac 2
Exons: 6
Coding region: 106-1155 (349 amino acids)
Biological process (GO): regulation of transcription by RNA polymerase II
Cellular component (GO): nucleus
Molecular function (GO): protein binding
Source: RefSeq, a predicted model, not a curated record